Dicentrarchus labrax (European seabass) is the source of this 5717-nucleotide messenger RNA. RefSeq names its product SRY-box transcription factor 5 (gene sox5). Gene Ontology annotation, molecular function: RNA polymerase II cis-regulatory region sequence-specific DNA binding; DNA-binding transcription factor activity, RNA polymerase II-specific. The coding region runs from base 326 to 2614 and encodes 762 amino acids. The record is from RefSeq and is a predicted model, not a curated record. NCBI's taxonomy places the organism in Eukaryota, Metazoa, Chordata, Actinopteri, Moronidae. The transcript is spliced from 17 exons. Gene Ontology annotation, biological process: cell fate commitment; positive regulation of chondrocyte differentiation; regulation of transcription by RNA polymerase II. Gene Ontology annotation, cellular component: nucleus.
CAUGAUAUAUUUGUCUAGCAGAGCGUAUACGUGUAGAAAUAGCGACGUAAGCUGAGGGGAAAGCUGCUUCCUAAUAACUGGAGACUGCUGUGGUGUAAUUGUAAUGCGAGGUUCCUGUCACUAGAGGGUGGUUAAGCCUGAGCUAUGUGAGCAAGACUCAACUGUGGAGAUACCGUACAUGACAGGAGUGUUGGUCGUCUCUCUGAUGGGUAUCCACUCUGCAGCAGAGGCACCUCUCCGGGGACACUUGUAGGGGACUCAGUGGACAGAGGAGCUGAUUGCUUCUGGACUUUUUACUCUUCAGGUUGUUCCAUCAAGUAACUGGAUGUCUUCCAAGCGACCAGCCUCUCCAUAUGGGGGGACAGAUGGAGAGAUAACCAUGGCAACCAGCAGACAGCGAAUGGAGGAUGAGGAUAGCGAGGGACUGGGCGGUGUCAUCCACCUCCCCCUGGCCUCCUACUGCGGCAAGGUGUCCCCUCGCUCACCCCCCAACCGCAACUUGGACAGCCCCCCCAACAUGGAGCAAGACAUCACUAAGGGGAGCUCUCUGAGCCCUUACCCCCAGCACAAUGCUACCUCACCGGGCAAAGAGGAAGGCGGAGGCGGGGGGCGGCCCUGCAGUGACGGGGGCUCGGCCACGGGUACCCUCGGGACCCCUGAGAGACGCAAGGGCAGCCUGGCAGACGUGGUGGACACACUGAAACAACGCAAGAUGGAGGAGCUGAUCAAGAACGAGCCAGAAGAGGCCCCCAGCAUUGAGAGGCUGUUGUCAAAGGACUGGAAGGAUAAACUUUUGGCCAUGGGCUCAGGGCACAUCGGAGAAAUUAAAGGUACCCCAGACAGCCUGGCGGAGAAAGAGCGCCAGCUCAUGGGCAUGAUUGGCCAGUUGAGCAGCCUGAGGGAGCAGCUCCUGGCGGCCCACGAGGAGCAGAAGAAGCUGGCCGCCUCGCAGAUGGAGAAGCAGAGGCAGCAGAUGGAGCUGGCCAAGCAGCAGCAGGACCAGAUUGCCCGGCAACAGCAGCAGCUUCUGCAGCAGCAACACAAAAUCAACCUCCUGCAGCAACAAAUCCAGCAGGUCCAGGGCCAACUCCCUCCACUGAUGAUUCCCGUCUUUCCUCCGGACCAGAGGACUCUGGCAGCGGCUGCAGCCCAGCAGGGCUUCCUCAUGCCCCCUGGCUUCAACUACAAGCCUGGCUGCAGUGACCCCUACCCUCUCCAGCUCAUCCCCACAACAAUGGCAGCUGCUGCUGCUGCUGCUACACCAGGCCUGGGACCCCUACAACUCCAGCAGUUGUAUGCAGCUCAGCUGGCGGCCAUGCAGGUCUCCCCGGGGGCCAAGCAGCACGGAGGAAGCCUGCCCCCGCAAGCCAACCUGGGCACACACUCCCCACCCACCAACACACACUCACAGAGCGAGAAGGGCCGCAGCUCCCCACCAUCAAACAAGUCCAAGGACAGUGAUGGUGCACAGCCACUGAACCUGUCGGCCAAGCCUAAGGCAUCCGAGAGCAAGUCACCCAACUCCCCCCCAACUUCCCCACAGGUCCCUGCUGCUGCUGCCGCCACCAAGCUGGGCCAUGCCGGCUCCAUGAAGCACAGCGUCGGCCCCUCCAGCAUCGGAGGACCACCGACCAGAGUCAGCUCAAUUGCAGACUUGUUGUCCACGCUGUCCUCCACAGCCUACCUGAACGACCACGAGGCGGUCACCAAGGCCUUCGCCGAGGCCCGGCAGAUGAAGGAGCAGCUGAAGAGAGAGCAGCAGGUCCUGGACGCCAAGGUCGCAGCUGUCAGCAACCUCAGCCUCAACAAUGGACGCUCGGACAAGGACAAGGCUGCCUUGGAGAGUCUGAGUCAACAGCUGAAGCAGCAGGCGGAGGACAAGUUCAGCCAUGCCAUGAUAGACUUCUCCAUUAGCGACUCUGACGGCUCCCCCAGCGUGUCAGACUCCAGAAUAUUCCGGGAGGCUCGGGGUCGCGGCAGCGCCGAGCCGCACAUCAAGCGGCCGAUGAACGCCUUCAUGGUUUGGGCCAAGGACGAGAGGAGAAAGAUUCUCCAGGCCUUCCCAGACAUGCACAACUCCAACAUCAGCAAGAUCCUCGGCUCACGCUGGAAAGCCAUGACCAACCUGGAGAAGCAGCCCUAUUAUGAGGAGCAGGCUCGCCUCAGCAAGCAGCAUCUGGAGAAAUACCCAGACUACAAGUACAAGCCGCGACCCAAACGCACCUGCCUGGUGGACGGCAAGAAGCUGCGCAUCGGCGAGUACAAGGCCAUCAUGAGGUCCCGCAGACAGGAAAUGAGACAAUAUUUCAGUGUGGGGCAGCAAAGCCAGUUGCCCUUGUCCUCAGCAGGCGUGGUUUACCCAGGUGCCCUGUCAAUGGCGGGAAUGCCCUCACCCCAAAUGCCCUCAGAGCACUCAAGCAUGUCCAGCAGCCCCGAGCCCAACGCCAACCACCACCAGAACCCCCAUAUGAUCGGCUUGAAGGGGGACGAGCCACGGAUCAAGGAGGAGGAGCUACGGCUGGACGACAGCAACGGUGACGUGUACGACGACUUCGACUACGAGGACGAAGAGGCCGAUUACGCCAGCGAUAAUGACAACCAUAUCACCCAAUAGAACGGCGUGAGAGCCGCCUUUUUUAUAAGCCAAUCACAGCUGGUUAAUCCCACACAAUCCCAAACCCACCAAUCAGGAAGAAAACUUUCUCUUUUGCCAAUCACCUUGUGUCCCAAUCUCACAACCCCCCUGCCCCCCUCUCCCCCUCAUAACUAACAUAGACUCUUUUAACAGAGCCAGACCCGCAACCCUCCUCCCACUGGAGUCCUGAUACCAGCAUCUGAUCAAUCAACUGAAGCACAGGACCUGUCACUCACACUGACUGUUACACAAACUGGAGUCUGGGAGGAAGAGACGACCAAGCCAGCCCUAAGCUUGCUGAGGAAUAUUCGAGUACUACUGCAAGAGUUUGAGUGUAAUGCCACGAGUGAGGAGAAAUAAAAAUCACACUCAGAAAGCAACCUUUUAGACCCGUUUGUAGAAAAAGGAGACAUUUUAAAACGAAAGGCGGAACAGUGGACCUGUCAAAGGCUAACAGAUGACACUUUAAGAUGGCGGACCUGUUUAUUAUCAAGAGACACUUUUAAAAAAAACAGCUUUUUUUGUUCUUUGGUUCUAUAAUAUUCUCACUCAGGUACACGGUGCCAAUAAGUGGCUUGUGAAUGUGAUUUGUUGUUUUUGUGCUACAAGUUUGAAUAAUAAUAGAAAAAAGAGACAUUUCUUUUUUUCCCCUUUUGUUGUAAAGCACCUGAAAGACAUCAGACAUGUUUAUUUUUAACAAGAACAUAUCUUUUCUUCGACCUCGCAGUGUGCUGUCAGCAGUUCGCCCCCUUUUUUCUGUGUUUUUGUGACUGCCGGCUCCCCCCCUUUAUUUGGAAUCCGAUGGGACGGUCCAGUCAGGACUGACCAGUACAGCGUGGACUGUCCCACUUCGAGGGAUUUUCAGGGGGGGAGAAGGGGAGUCUCUCUGGCAUCCUGGAGCAGAAACGAAAGCACUGUGUUGUGAGACAAUCCACCAGUUUUCUUCUUGCUCCGUCCCUCUUAUCACAAUCUCGUCCAGGACAAAACAUCAGUACGACUUUAGCUUGAAACAUCCGACGGUGUGAGUGUGUGUCGGUGUGCCGUGUGUACUCAUCCAUAGGCUGUUUGCACAUGUGCGUCACAUCUAUCUAAGAAAGGCAAAAAAAAUAACUAAGUUUAGGAUACAGAAAGACAGGCAACGUACACUGCUGCUGUUACUUACUGUACCACACACACACACACAUACACACUCUCACACACACACACACACACACACACACACACACACACACACACACACACACACACAACUGUUGUUCUGUCCCUCAGUGUUUUCCUGCUCCCUCCAAUCAACAUCGUCCUGCUGUGCCCAGUGGGCGGAGCCGAGGUGAAGUCAGCCAGUCAGUGUUUCUGUUUGUAUUUGAAUACUGUAUUUUAUUUUUUCUCUUCAAACUGCCUCUAAUCUAAUAAUAUUAUUAACAAUAAUUAUAAGGAUGGUCAGCGUUUCCUAAGUUUAGUAAGUUAUGUACAGUAUAAUUUAUUUUUCUCCUCUUUAUCGGGUUUUUAUGACCAUAUGAAACUAUGACAGUCAAUGAAACAUUAUUCUAUUUAGCUGGUAGGUAUUUAGAUCUAAACAAAAGUUGUCAUUUUACCUUGCUUUGUUUUGCAUUCUUAUGUUCCCUUCUUUUUUGGCGUUCGUUUUGUAUUAAUCCUCCGGACGGGUGGGUGGGCGGAGUUAGGACAGUGAGCUGGACUGACAGACUCGACGCCAGCCCUCCUCCGAGCUGAAGACAUAACCUUUUCAUGUCCAAACCCAUUUCUAAAAAGCACUCAGACUCUGUGCAGUCAGAGAAAAAGAAGAACAUGAUUUUUUUUAUUGUUAUUAUAAUUUUAUUUGUAAUGGUUACUAUAAUGUAUAAUGUGAAGUUUCCUCUCUUUUAUUUUGCUCUUUUUUGUUUUUGUUUUUGUUUAUUUUUGGAAAUCAGUUUUAUCACUUUUGGAAACUGUUUUCUGUGAACAAAGAGUCCCGUCCCCGUUUACUAGUUUGGCCACCUCACCGAGGCACAGUGGAACAUCUUUGGCUUGGAUCCACACACACACAGUAUACACAUGCACAAUCACAAUCACAAUCACUAACACACACACACAAACACACACACAUUUAAAAUGAAGAGAUUAUCAUGACAACCAAACAAAUCCUAUGCUGACAUUCUUCUGUUUCUUGAAAAUCUAGAAUUCUAGAUUUAAAAUCCUGUAUAUAUAUUUAGUUUGGUGGGUUUUUCUUCUUUUUAAAUCAUAGGAAAGCAGUGUUUACCUUGAUCCACCAAGGGUGUUCCACUGUGUGUGAGUGUGUGAGACGGACCAGGCGUAUCUACAGUAUCUUUAAAGUCACUUCUCAUCAGGAGCCCUUUGCUUUGUUUUAGCUCCACGCGACGCUACGAGAGCCAUGACUACUCUUCAGGUGUGCUGCCACAUAGUGAUCCCCACAAUCAUUCUCGCUGUAGAUGUUUGCUACAUGCCACACAAUGAGCCUCUGGGUCCUACUUUUGCUGUAUAGUCACCCCUGUUAUCACGCCAUGGUUCAACCCAAUGCUGGAGAGAGGGGGCUGAGAGGGGACUAAGUGGAUCAAUCCAUUUUUAGGGUAUCAGGUGGGUGGGUGGGGCAUUAAGACGUCAAUCAUCCCUGCUGGCAAGGUCUGUCCCCAUAUCAAGACAAUGAAAAUGAUGAUGAUGAUAUUAUUUAAGACAAUCAAAGUCAUGAGUGGAGCUCAAAACAAAGUAAUAAUUAUUAGUUAAAAAAAAAUAUCUUACCAUCUCAACUUGAAAAAUCAAGAAAGAUAAUUAUGUAAAUAUAACAUAGAGUUAUAGAUUUAUAUUUUGUUCAUAACACAGUGUAAUAUAAGUUGUAUAUUUCUUUUUUCUCUCCCUACUGUCUCUUUUAUUGAUGUUAUCCAUGCCACAGAAAAGCAAGAGUCGCAGUACUCGCACACAAAAAAAAUGAAGAAAAAUAUCAAAGAAAUAAAGAAAAACAGGAAAAAAAAAAAAGCCGUGGGCUGCCACCACCAUCUGUUCUAAGUUCACUUUUUUUUCAGUAUUACUGCCAGACAAGGCUCUAAUAAAGACAGCAAUGUGUUCGGUAAAA